Molecule: messenger RNA, 1764 nt
Organism: Didymosphaeria variabile
Lineage: Eukaryota; Fungi; Ascomycota; Dothideomycetes; Pleosporales; Didymosphaeriaceae
Exons: 2
Coding region: 1-1764 (587 amino acids)
Source: RefSeq, a predicted model, not a curated record
AUGAGCUCGGCGGGCAUUCUAUCGUCGAUAACGGCCUAUCUGACAUUGCCUUUCCGCUUCGUAGGCUACGAGUGGAAUCGCUCCUCGCCGCUGCGCUCGUCCCCGGACACAGCGUCCCCCAUGUACCCCGAACGGCCCAUCCGCCCUCUCCCCAAGCGGCGCCUGCGCGAUCGCAUGUCGCCUGAACAGGCCGACACCAUCAUAUACCCGCCGAACCCACCCUCGACAGGUCCGCUUUUCAACUUUCCCUACUCAACCGGCGAGAGGAGCAGGACGUUGAACAGGGAGGGCGCGAGCGACCACCAUACCUGUCACUGCGGGCAUAAUCAUUCCGAGGUGGAGAGCGACGAGGAGGACGAGGGCUUCACAGACGAGCACGGUCUGCCUCUACCCUCAUCUCCGAGCUACCACUACAGCCGGAAUCUGCCUGGCAGACCACUGGCGGGCGCGGUGGGCGCAUAUCACAAGCCCGGGUCAACAUCGUCUUCGGUGGACGGCUACGAGUCUUUUGAGAAUACGAACAACAAGAAGAAGCGGAAAAUCCCAAAUAUGGGCGGUGUCAGCACGCACCCCACGAGCCUAUCAGCAGAGAUGGCUAGCAUGGGCAUAUCGCAUCCCGAUGAGCUCGCUGGUCUAGAUGGCAGGGAUGGGUCUGCAAAUUACUACACAUCGGCACCGUCAACACCGCAGCAUAACAAUGCAGGCGCAGGCAUCUCGGGCGCAGGCAGAGGGCGGUUUGGACGUACAUCAUCUGGACGGUCAGAGCGGCGUGUUUUGCAUAACUCGACAAACAUCGCCAACGCCAAAGCGAGCAGCAAACGUAUGGUUUUCACCUGGGAAAUUGCGACUAUUACAAGGCGUAUCAUCUCAACCGCCAUCGCCAACGCACAAGCGACGCCACCGCACGCCGGCAAUGAGAACGUGAGCUUGCUACACCAGGAGGCGGCCAAGCCUAGCGCGAAUAAGACACAGUUUACCUUCACUUGCGGCUCUGAUUCGGCCAAAAAUAUGGUCUGGCCAGGUCAGGAGAACGGAUAUCCUCAACCUCCCGGCGCGUAUCCUACAUCGGCAGGAGCACCCCCACCCGGAAGCGGGCCUCGGGCACGACCCCCGGUUCGCCCUGAUAAUCCCGCCGUCAGCAACCAAGGCACGCAGACAAGUCCUAGCAUGAACGGCACGGGCCGCCAGUCCAGGAACGCUCCCACUACUGGUGGAGCUCCAAACCAGCAAGCACCGGCACCGCGAAAGCCUCGCCGAAGCGCCGCGAAGCUAUACGCCUACGCUGCUCGAAAACGUCGAAUCGAACAAGAAUACCAAAACUUUCACAACCCACCUGAUCCUGCGUGGAUCUGUGAAUUCUGCGAAUACGAGGAUAUCUUUGGCAGACCUCCAGUGGCUCUCAUCAGGCAGUACGAGAUAAAGGACCGGAAGGAACGGCAACGUUUGGCCGAGAAGCGCAGAUUGCUGGAAAAGGCUAGGAUGAAGGGUCGUAAGGGCAAGAAGGUCAACAAGAAGGCGCAGAAUAACGCCAACAACGCCCAGAAUCAUCAAAAUCCUCCACCUGGUGACUACGACCGGCGUCCGGAGAACGAGCCAUUAGACGGCCAGGAUGAGGACUACUACGACGAGGAGUAUGACGACAGCCCAGCCAACACUGCUGUGCAGCCUCGUCGCUGCGAUCACCCUGGCUGUCAUCAUCACCACCAUCAUGCGCCAGUCAUGCCUCCCGGCGAUACACGCGGCAGAGAGCCCAGUAGGGCCUAG